Molecule: messenger RNA, 1734 nt
Organism: Meleagris gallopavo (turkey)
Lineage: Eukaryota; Metazoa; Chordata; Aves; Galliformes; Phasianidae
Gene: AS3MT
Product: arsenite methyltransferase
Biological process (GO): toxin metabolic process; arsonoacetate metabolic process
Cellular component (GO): cytosol
Molecular function (GO): arsenite methyltransferase activity
Source: RefSeq, a predicted model, not a curated record
GGGGUUCCUGGUGCUUGGAUCAAAGCUGCCCUUUGGAAUUUUCCCUGGAGCUUCUUGAGAAUAAAAGAGCUGUCCCAGGCACUACCAUGCUGCAGCUAUGUGUGCUGCCAGUCACCCUGACCAGUGUGGAACAGAAUGGCAUACUCCCUCCUCCUUCAGUUCCAGGGUCUUCCUGUGGACACAGUGUCCUUGCUGCAGGCGGCUUAUUCCCCACCGGAGCGCUGAUCUGCAGGGUUUGGAACAUCACCCUGUGGUCUCCCUGUCUUUGGGGCAAGCAGGAGGCAGCUGUGAGAGGGACACAGCUGCAUGGGAACGGCUGCAGUUGCUGGCAGCAGGCAGGGCUGUGUGCCAGGGUUUGAGGCCUGCUGGGAACUGACCUUGGGCGGGAGCAAAGAGCCGGGGUGGAGCGUGGCUGAGCUGCAACUGGAAGCAUGGCUGCCCCGUGCAAGGACUGCACCCCUCAGGACCAAAUCUCCCAGGACCAGAUCCACCACGAGGUGCAGGUUUCGUGAGUGUGGAGGCACCACGGCCCAGCUUGCUGCAGUCGGGUGGCCCCUGUCUUUCCUUUGCCAGGAUUACUAUGGCAGGGUGCUGCAGAAGUCACAGGACCUGAAAACCAACGCUUGCAUCACACCGACCAGGCCUGUUCCCAAGGCGGUGAGAGAUGCUCUGCAGCGUGUCCAUGAGGAGGUGGUGGCCAGGUACUAUGGCUGUGGCCUGAUCAUCCCUGAGUGCCUGGCGUCCUGCCGGGUCCUCGACCUGGGCAGCGGCAGCGGCAGGGACUGCUACAUGCUGAGCCAGCUGGUGGGGGAGCAGGGCCAUGUCACCGGCAUCGACAUGACUGAGGCACAGGUCGAAGUGGCAAAAAAGCACAUUGCCUAUCACAUGGAGAAGUUUGGCUACCAAAAGCCAAACGUGGAAUUCUUCCAGGGGUACAUGGAGAACCUUGGUGAUGUUGGGCUGACUGACGAGAGCUAUGAUAUUGUCAUCUCUAACUGUGUGAUCAACCUCGCCCCCGACAAGAGGGCUGUGCUUCAGGAGGCCUACCGUGUGCUGAAGCCUGGAGGAGAAAUGUACUUCAGCGAUGUCUAUGCCAACCAGCACCUGAGUGAAGCCGUGAGGAAGCACAGGGUGCUGUGGGGAGAGUGCCUGACAGGAGCCCUGUUCUGGAGAGACUUGUACAGCAUUGCCAAGGAGGUGGGUUUCAGCCCUCCCUGCCUGGUCACCGCCAGUCCCAUCACUGUCAGCAACAAGGAGCUGGAGAGAAUCAUUGGUGACUGCUGCUUCGUCUCAGCCACGUACCGGCUCUUCAAGGUGCCAGGGAGCAGCCGGGCUGGGCCAGGCCAGGUCAUCUACAAUGGUGGGAUUGUGGGGCAUGAGCGAGAGCUGGUGUUUGAUGCCAACUUCACUUUCAAGGAAGGAGAAGUGGUGGACGUGGAUGCUGAAAUGGCUGCGAUAUUGCGGAGCUCCAGGUUUGCGGAGAAGUUCCUGAUCCAGGCUGGUGGAACUGAUGGUGCUGUAGCACAAGGCUGCUGUCAUGGGAAGAUGAAGGAGAAGAUCUGUGACCCCUUCCUGCUGUUGCAGCAGCGGGCAGCCCCAGCUCCUGCCUGUGGUGCUGCCGGGACCUGCGGGCUGCAGGGCUGCUGAUCGGAGAGCGAUGUCCCUACAGCGCUGGGAGCCGGGGGGCUGCGGCUUCACCGGAGAGAAAAUACAAAGAAAUAGUUGAGCAGUGUG